Messenger RNA from Coregonus clupeaformis (lake whitefish), 1648 nucleotides. RefSeq names its product metabolism of cobalamin associated A (gene mmaa). Bases 46 to 1287 code for a protein of 413 amino acids. The record is from RefSeq and is a predicted model, not a curated record. Gene Ontology annotation, molecular function: GTPase activity; GTP binding. Gene Ontology annotation, cellular component: cytoplasm. Lineage: Eukaryota; Metazoa; Chordata; Actinopteri; Salmoniformes; Salmonidae. The transcript is spliced from 7 exons.
CUAGUGACGACCAAAACACUGAAAAGGGAGCAGUGCCAGACAACCAUGGGACCCUCAGUACUCUUUCCUCUCCUCCACCGCUUGUCCUCCCUCUCCCUCUUACGAACUGUCACCCCAACAUGGGGCCGAUGCCUCCUCCACCGUCUUGCCCCACCGUCCUGCACUCGUACCCCCUCUUUCCCUGGGCUUAACUCCCAACACAUCCGGAGUAUGUGUGUGGAAUCCACCCUAAGCCACAUCAAGGAGCUGAGUCCACCAGAGCAGAGGCUGUUGAAUAAACUGUAUAAAGGACUAAUCUCAGGUCAGCGGGCCAGUCUGGCUGAGUCCAUUACCCUGGUGGAGACCCAGCACCCCAGGAAGAAAGAGCUGGCCCAGGUCCUGCUGCAGAGAGUACUGGCCUACAGGAAGGAGCAGGAGAAACAGAAUGGAGGGAAACCCCUGGCCUUCAGAGUGGGUCUGUCUGGCCCACCCGGAGCUGGGAAGUCCACCUUCAUUGAGGUGGUGGGGAAGAUGCUCACAGGACAAGGACAUAAAGUCUCGGUUCUGGCUGUCGACCCCUCAUCCUGCACCACAGGAGGGUCUCUGAUGGGUGACAAGACUCGUAUGACUGAGCUCUCCAGAGACAUGAGCGCUUUCAUCAGACCCUCCCCUACCUCUGGAACACUGGGAGGAGUCACCAGGACCACCAAUGAGGCCAUAGUACUCUGUGAGGGGGGCGGCUACGACAUCGUUCUGGUAGAAACUGUAGGUGUGGGCCAGUCAGAGUUUGCAGUGGCUGACAUGGUGGACAUGUUUGUGUUGCUGAUCCCACCAGCAGGGGGCGAUGAACUACAGGGCAUUAAGCGAGGCAUCAUAGAGAUGGCAGACCUGGUGGUGGUCACUAAAGCAGACGGAGACCUGUUAAUUCCAGCCAGGAGAAUCCAGGCAGAGUACACCAGUGCUCUGAAACUGCUCAGGAAGAAAUCAAAGUCCUGGAACCCUAAGGUAGUGCGUGUGUCAUCCCAGACAGGCGAGGGCGUACCAGAGCUGUGGGGUAAGAUGGAGGCGUUCCGCUCAGCCACCCUGUCCAGCGGGGACUUCCAGACCAAACGUAGGGCCCAGCACAAGGUGUGGAUGUGGAGCCUGAUCCAGGAGAAUGUCCUAAGGCACUUCCAGGAACACCCUGCCGUCAGGGGGGAGCUACCCAAGCUAGAGGACAGGGUCACCAGGGGAGCUAUAUCACCGGGCCUGGCGGCUGAUCUGUUACUGAAGGCCUUCACCUCCUCCUCUUCCUCCUCCUCACAGUGACCUUCUAGCCGAAGUGGAGAUCUACUACCAACAGCAUUAUCCAUAUACUGUAACAUUGAUUACUCUUCUCGCCUUGUCUCUCAGAUCACUGCUCUGUAAGGACGAUUUAUUGGUGAAAGCAAGAUGGUGUCAAGCUUUCACCUAUCAGUGUCCAUCUAAAUGAGAGAAGGGAAGGAAUAGUAGAUCUUGGUCCCCCUCCCAACCUCACACAGCACACACUGCCUUCAAAUUGAAACACUGACCUACUUACUAAUACAAGAGACUGGACAUUGCGGUUUAUCGGUUUGUACUUGAAGAGUAUCAAUGGAUGCAGUUUUAUAGAUUUUUCAGAAUCGAUGGGUUGAAUAAAUUAUGAAAUGAA